AUGGCAGGUUCCGUAAAUAACAGCGAUGAUGAUGAUGCGGACCUCAAACGAGCCAUCAAGCUAUCCCUUGCUGGCAGCAGCUCGCAUUCUGGAAACCACGUGAUUGAACUGAGUUCAGACGACUCCAGUAAUGACGAGGAGUUGAAUCGUGCUAUCGCACUAUCACUCGCCGACGAUGAUCCGGAUGCUACAGCUAGCGAAAGCGAAGGUAGUCCGGACGAGAAUGGCCAGAGCAUUGUGUACCAGCCCAAACAGGGGAAUGGCUGUCCAGCCGGAACCAAGGAAGAUACAAAACGUCUGCAGGAACAGCCAUCAGCAGAACCGUCACAAUCAAAGGGGCAGUCAUCUGGCCCGCCAGCAGGCAGGCCACUGGGACUGAAAGGGGUUGACCGGAAGAAGAUGGAGGAGGACCGCCUCGCGAGGCUUGCUUCGAAACGCAAAAUUCCGGGCUUUGACCAGGAAACUCAGGGCAAGGAGAAUAAAUUACGAACAGGAUCUGCUCCGCAGCUUUGGGGACCAGGACGUGCUCCAGACACCAAGACCGAGAUAAAGGUUGUGGGCCCAUCACUGUCAAGUAGUAUUGGUUCACAAUGCUUGCGUUUCCCCAAAGGUGUGGUAAAAAAAACCUUCGCCCGCGGUGUGCCGAGAACGGACGACGACAUUAAGAUCGAGGAGAUUUUCCAGAAGGAUGAGCUCCAAAUGGCUGUGCUCAGCUCCUUCCAAUGGGAUGAGGAGUGGAUGCUGUCAAAGAUCGAUGUUCGGAAAACUAAUAUCUGUCUGAUCGCUUUUGCCAACAGCAAGGAGCAACAAGAAGAAAUGAAAGCGAACGCUCUUGGCGGCACCAUUAAGUUCUGUUUCCCCCCAACAUCUGCGAUGGGAAACAUGCACUCUAAAUUGCAACUGCUGAAAUUCGCCAGCCACCUCCGGAUUGUGGUGCCAACCGGGAAUUUGGUCCCAUACGAUUGGGGAGAAACAGGGGUCAUGGAAAACAUGGUCUUCAUAAUAGAUCUUCCGGUUAUCGAAGAACCAGAUCGCUGGGCCACUAAUGCCCUCACCCCCUUUGGUCAAGAACUCGUUUUCUUUUUGACUUCACAGGGACUGGAACAUAGUCUAGUGAAGAGUCUAGAAAAGUAUGAUUUCACGGAAACGAGCCGUUACGCCUUUGUUCAUACAAUCGGGACAACCCAUACUGGAGACGACUGGAAGCGGACGGGCUAUUGCGGCCUCGGACGCGCUGUAGCAACUCUUGGCUUAGCGGCAGACGCCAUCGAGCUAGAUUACGUCGUUUCGUCACUUGGGUCAGUCAGUCACGACCUGAUCACUGCGAUCUAUUAUGCUGCUCAGGGCGACGAUGGCCUCGGGGAGUAUCGCGAACGGUCGGCUAGAGCGAAACAGGCUAAGGCGAGUUCUGUCGAAGAAGCACUGAGAAGAAUCAACGACCAUUUCCGCGUAUAUUUUCCGUCCCGCCAUAUGAUUGAGCAAAGCCGUGGAGGCAGGCAGUGUGCGGGAACCAUCAACGCUCAGUUGAAAUGGUGGGACGCGGAUUCGUUCCCGCGACACUUAGUUCAUGAGAGCCAGAACGUACGUUCGGGCCUUUUGAUGCACAGCAAACUCAUAUUUGUUCGAUCGAAACAAUCCGGGAAAAACCUCGUCUCCUGGGCUUAUGUAGGCUCGGCUAAUCUCUCUGAAAGCGCUUGGGGUCGUCUAACCAAGGAAAAGCAGACAGGGAAUCCUAAGCUGACUUGUCGCAAUUGGGAAUGUGGUGUUGUUGUGCCAGUGCUGCCAGUCACGGACAACCAUGACAAUUCAAACGGCACUCGGCUAUUGAAUAGCAAUAGCCGCGCAACUUUGAACACGGACAUCCCCGACAUGUCUGUCUUCCUGGGCAGCAUUCCAGUGCCGAUCAUUUGGCCCAGCGAGGCGUAUGGCAGGACCGGGGCUAAGCGGCCUUGGCUUUUUCUUGAGAACUGA
Molecule: messenger RNA, 1971 nt
Organism: Truncatella angustata
Lineage: Eukaryota; Fungi; Ascomycota; Sordariomycetes; Amphisphaeriales; Sporocadaceae
Product: tyrosyl-DNA phosphodiesterase-domain-containing protein
Exons: 7
Coding region: 1-1971 (656 amino acids)
Biological process (GO): single strand break repair; double-strand break repair
Cellular component (GO): nucleus
Molecular function (GO): single-stranded DNA binding; double-stranded DNA binding; 3'-tyrosyl-DNA phosphodiesterase activity
Source: RefSeq, a predicted model, not a curated record